This is a messenger RNA of Saccostrea cuccullata (small rock oyster), 547 nucleotides long. RefSeq lists its product as uncharacterized. Bases 1 to 423 code for a protein of 140 amino acids. The transcript has 6 exons. NCBI's taxonomy places the organism in Eukaryota, Metazoa, Mollusca, Bivalvia, Ostreida, Ostreidae. The record is from RefSeq and is a predicted model, not a curated record.
AUGAACCAAGUUUCCCUUUCAACGCCAAAACUCAGUAAAAACCAGAGUACUUCUAUGCUUCCCGAUUGUUUAUCACGUUCACCCACGGUGCCACCAAUACAUUUAGGGUCUACAAAGUCCGACAAUUUCAAGACUUCAUUUUCGCUUCCUGUUUUUCAAACGACAAAGAAUGAUCCUUUCAGUAACGAUUUUUGCAGAAUCUACUUUUGGACAUCUCUUUCUUCAAUUCCUGUAUUGGCCUGUAUAGUGUCAGUCACUCUGUAUCUCUGUGUUAUCAGGAAAUCCCACAAGGCAAUCCAGAAUGGCAAUGCUUCAACAAAGAAAAGGUCAGACGUCAACGUGAAAUCAACAUGCUACGCAAAUGAUGGUGAAAAUGAAUACCAUGAAGUACAGUAUUGCCUGGCGCAAUAUACGGAAAAUUAAUAAAUUUCCGCGAUCAAAUUUCAACUUUUUGUAAACUUGAUCUUUACUCUAAAAUAUCUUAUCGACUGUGAUUGCACUGUGUUAUAGAAAUUCAGCUUUAUCGACUCUAUUUCAUUCUUUGACC